GCGCUGUGGGGGACACCAGCACCAGGAAGUGCUCUCAGGAAGUAGUUUGCAGCCGCGCUUGAGUGACAGCUGUGCGGCGGUGACAGCCCACACCGGGACGGCGGCCCCACAGAGCCGAGCCAAGACUCAAGAUGGCAGGUCUAUCUUUAUACUUUGAAGAUGGCCAUGAUGAUUUGGAUGACUUCGGAUUUGAUGACUAUGGUUCAGAGUGUGACGGAAUCCGCAUCACAGCCUUCCUCGAUGCUGGACAAGACAACCUUACCCCUCUCGGGAGGCUAGAGAAGUAUGCCUUCAGUGAGAAUGUUUUCAAUAGGCAGAUCGUGGCUCGCGGCCUGCUUGAUGUGCUUCGGGAGUUCAGUGACAAUGAAAAUGACUUUAUCAGUGUCAUGGAGACAGUUGCCAGAAUGUCAGAAGAUGGAGAGCCCACAGUGCGAGCUGAGCUGAUGGAGCAGGUCCCAAACAUCGCCAUGUUUUUACAUGAGAGUCGGCCCAACUUCCCAGCCGCUUUCUCAAGAUACUUGGUACCAAUUGUAGUCCGGUAUCUCACUGAUCCAAAUAACCAGGUGCGGAAGACGAGCCAGGCAGCCCUGCUCGUUCUGCUGGAGCAGGGCCUCAUCUCUAAAGCUGACAUGGAGACCAAAGUAUGUCCAGUUCUGCUCGACCUCACAGAACCCAGCAGCGACGAUGACUACAAAAUAGAGGCUGUUGCUAUCAUGUGUAAAGUUGUCACCAUGUUGAGCAAAGACACAGUGGAGCAUCUGCUACUGCCACGUUUCUGUGACCUGUGCAGUGAUGCCAGACUCUUCCAAGUCCGCAAGGUCUGUGCUGCAAAUUUUGGCGAGUUUUGUUCUAUUGUGGGCCAGGAAGCCACAGAAAAACUACUGAUGCCCAAGUUCUUCGAUCUGUGCUCAGACAGUCUGUGGGGGAUCAGGAAAGCCUGUGCCGAGUGCUUCAUGAUGGUCUCAAAUUCCACCUCUCCAGAGGUGCGACGUGCAAAACUGUCCCCCCUGUUCAUCAGUCUCAUCAGUGACCAGUCCCGCUGGGUGCGCCAAGCAGCCUUUCAGUCAUUGGGACGUUUCAUCUCCACCUUUGCCAACCCCUCCAGCACAGGCCUUUACUUCAGAGAGGACGGUGCCCUACUUGAGCUCCCCAGGUGUACAUUGGAAGGCGACUGCUCCCUCAACUCCCUGAACUGCUCCGACAUCAGCGGCUGCCGCACAGAAAGAACCAUCGCUCACACACUUCCCAACCAGGACGGCCGUGCAACACCAUCCCCAGAACAUGUGUCGACAGCCGACAAUGACGAUAUGCACAGCUUUGAUGACAACCACAGUUCAGUUCCCGGAGAGAGGCCAGACCGUUACACCCACAAUGUCUCAAACCGCAACGGCAGCCCUAUGACAACAAACAAUGCUAAGAACACAAAAGAGAUGGACAAGACAGACGAGAACUUUAAUUCUUUCAACUACUGGAGGUCUCCUUUACCAGACAUCAGCGGGGAUCUGGAGAUGCUAAGUUGUCGUAAGUCAGGGGACGUGACACAGAAUGAGGAAAAGAAAGAGAGGGAGGAGGAUGAGGAUGAACCUGAGGAUAAUUGUCCUGAUUCCAAGUCCAAUCAUGGCAACGCCACUAGUGACCAGAUCCAGAAGGUUUUAGACUGUUUGCAACCACACAUGGAUGACCCUGAUGUACAAGCUCAAGUCCAGGUUUUGUCGGCAGCUUUGAAGGCAGCCCAGCUCGACAAUCCAGAAGACGACAGCCCGGCAGACGACUGUCCAGCAGACGACUGUCCUGCAGACAACUGUCCAGCAGACGACAGCCCGACUGAACCGCAGCCUGAGAGCAGCACGGAGAGCCCGUCUGAGGAGAGCAUAUCUGUGGAGGUUCAGUCAGACAGUGUGGAGAGCCCCACAGAAGAGGAGCAAACGAUGGAAACCCUUCCAGCUUCAGAGUCGAGCCCCGUCCAGGAGCAAGGAGACGAGGAGACGCAGACGGAGCCUCAGGAAGAGGAAGAGGAGGAGGAGGAGGAGGACCAGGACCAGGAGGAGGAGGAGGAGGAUGAGGAGGAGGACCAGGAUGACUCUUCACCUAACUCACCUAUUCCAGAGUCUGAACUGAUAGAGAGUGUGGAAGAGGGGGGAAAGGAAGACCUGGCUCACAGCCCAGUGAUGGAGGACAAGCCUAAGGUCCAGAAUGUUAUCCCGCAGCAGCUGUUGGAUCAGUACCUCUCUAUGACGGACCCGGCCCGGGCCCAGACGGUUGAUACGGAAAUAGCCAAACACUGUGCCUUCAGCCUGCCGGGGGUCGCUCUCACUCUGGGACGACAGAACUGGCAUUGCCUCAAGGACACGUAUGAAACCCUCGCUACUGAUGUGCAGUGGAAGGUGCGGCGUACGCUGGCGUUCUCCAUCCAUGAGCUGGCGGUUAUCCUGGGAGACCAGCUGACGGCGGCUGAUCUGGUUCCCAUCUUCAACGGUUUCCUCAAAGACCUGGACGAGGUCCGCAUUGGCGUUCUCAAACAUCUGUAUGACUUCCUCAAGCUGCUGCAUGCAGAUAAGAGGAGAGAAUAUCUGUACCAGCUGCAGGAGUUCAUGGUGACGGACAACAGUCGCAACUGGAGAUUCAGAUACGAGCUGGCAGAGCAGCUGAUCAUGAUCAUAGAGUUGUACAGCCACUACGAUGUGUAUGACUACCUCAGACAGAUAGCACUCACACUCUGCUCUGACAAAGUCUCGGAGGUCAGGUGGAUCUCAUACAAACUGGUUGUAGAGAUCCUCCAGAAGCUGUAUGCAAGUGGUGCCGACGAUCUGGGCAUGAACUUCAUCAACGAGCUCACUGUCAGGUUCUGCCACUGUCCCAAGUGGGUCGGGAGGCAGGCCUUUGCCUUCAUCUGCCAGGCCAUAGUGGAGGAGGACUGUAUGCCCAUGGAGCAGUUCAGCCAGCACCUCCUGCCCAGCCUCCUCAGCCUCUCAUCAGACCCAGUAGCUAACGUCCGUGUACUUGUGGCCAAGGCUCUACGACAGAGCGUCAUGGAGAAAGCUUAUUUCAAGGAGCCGGGCUGUGCCUACUCUGAUGAGCUGGAAGAGACUGUGAUGGCGCUGCAGUCUGACAAGGACCGGGACGUCCGCUUCUUCGCCAGCCUGGACCCCAACAAAGGCUUGAUGGACACGGCCCCUUUGAUUUAACCUCAGCCCCCCCGACUCAUGUUACAGCCCACCUGCCUGUCUACCUACCUGUCUGUCUGACUGACGCACCGUCAGCGCGACCUGCAACACCAGCACCCGACCAGACCCCCCCCGACCCCCCGACCACUCGCCUGCUGGGCAGACCUGCACCAACGACCACUUGAGAAUCAUGUCAGAUGUUCAGAUUUUAAGUGUGAGCACGCUCAAACAAACACAACCCCAGUCUCUGGUUGGGCACUACAUAGCACACAUUAUGUUCACAACACAAACAGCAAACUUCUCAGUGUUUUCAGGAAAUGAGCAGGACUCACAGAUCGGCUGCAUCGCUUUGCAGGAGCCGCCGUAUUUUCAUCUGAACCUUUUCUCACCCUCCACACUAACAACACUGACUCAGUCCUUCCCCGGUCACAGAUUUGUAGAACUACAAACGGGCUCGUUCUCUCCAAAGCUAACUGUAAGCUUAAUCAUGAAAUUGCAGAAUUGAUUUUAUUAUUCCUUGUUGCUUCUUCUUGUGGAUUUUCUUAAUGAACAAGCGGGCGAGGCCUGCCUGACUCUGAUGUGUGCACUAACUCAGGGGGACUCAUCUGAACCUAAACAGCAUUAUUAGCUUACAUGAUAAGCAGCAGCUCCUGGAUCCCUGGUGAAAGAAACUACAGCUGUCUGAGCAACAGACCAGCCAAACCACGUAGCUCUGCUGGUGUCUCUCACCUCAUUUCCUCCAAAAUGCCUCUUGUCUGAGACGUCGUUCGUCUUGUGAGAUGUCCUCUGGGUUAUUGUCUGUUUCCCUCCUACCAUCUCUUGUUCUUUUUUCUUUUUUUUUCUCUCGUCUGCGUUUCUCCACCUGGUCUUCACGGGCCACUGAAACCACUACUACUGCAUAGAAGGAACAGUGAUUCUGCCACUCAGCGUAACUCUUGAUUAAAACCAUAUCUCGGACAUUUUAAAAACACCACCUUAAUGAACUGUUCGCCCUCCACCCCCCCCAAAAAAAAGAAUCUGUCUGUUUACCAAAAAUGUGACAUGACACGUCUCAAAUGGCAGGAGACGCAUGAUAUACCUCUUUUUGGACACGACUGGCCAGUGUGUCAUACGUGUGGAGAGAGACUGCUGUGGAUCGAACGGACGCUCGACUGGUGAUUUUCUUUUUGAGUGAAUCUGUGGCGUCGACUAAAACAUCUAAACAAGGGCUCCCGGGGAUGUGCCACAGGGUGACGUCAAGUUCAGAGAAGAGGAAGAAAGCAAGCACACUGUUGGAUUAUGCAUGCAUGCCCACCCUCCCUCACCCCCGACCCUUUUUGUGUAUAGUCUAUUCCAAUUCUUUAAAGGUUGACCUCCUGAUAUGAAUAUGUGACCAUGGUAGCUUUCAGUGGAUCUGACCGAGCAGUUGUACAGUAGGAAUAUAGGAACGGCUGUGUUAACGGACUGAAAGACAACUGAUCAGGAUUUCCCUGUCUUGGUGAAAUGAUUUAACGGAUGAGGUUUCUCAUUCUGCUACUCUUUGUACAGCUUAAACCUGUGGAAAACAGUAUGUGUUUAUGGAACCAAGGCCAGUGUAGUCGGGUUUUUAACCCCAUUCGAGAUGUGUGAAUAUUGGGAGCAGUCACCAAGUCACUUUUUUUUAAGUCUCUUGAGCCUGUUUGUUUUCCUCUGUUGUAAAUGAUGACACCAACCUCUCCCCUUCUUUUUAUUUUAUUUUUUUUGAACAUAGACAUAACUUGAGAACUUAAGCUGAUUGUGGUGUGUGCUGUGCAUCUCAAGUCUUUCUUCCUUCAAAAGGAGAGAUCACUGCAGUAAUGGCGGUGUCUACUCAUCUCAUCUGUCUGCAAUUUGUGUCCAUCUCAUUUUUAUGUAGUAGAACAGUUAAUAUAUACAUUUUAUGAAAAUUAUUUUUCUUUUCAAUUAUGCACCACUGUUCAAAGAUUUUAUAUCCUAACUUUACAAAAUUUACAACCUUUGUAAUAUUCAAUGGUUUCUUUUAAAAAGACAUUUUAUGUAAUGUUAUUUUUAGUAUUCUGUAAUUAAAAUUAUGAAAAUUUGA
Molecule: messenger RNA, 5223 nt
Organism: Hippoglossus stenolepis (Pacific halibut)
Lineage: Eukaryota; Metazoa; Chordata; Actinopteri; Pleuronectiformes; Pleuronectidae
Gene: ppp4r1l
Product: protein phosphatase 4, regulatory subunit 1-like
Exons: 20
Coding region: 132-3185 (1017 amino acids)
Biological process (GO): protein dephosphorylation
Molecular function (GO): protein binding; protein phosphatase regulator activity
Source: RefSeq, a predicted model, not a curated record